AUGGAGGUCGCACUCGAUUCAUCAGCAACUGGGCCUUGCGAAGUUUCCGGUGCCAAACUCGUCCCAGCCGGUGAGCGACUUGGCGGGCUGCUGCUCGAAGGGAACAUCGCCGGCGACUCUGCCGGUGUCGCAGAAGUGGAAGGAACACUGGCACCGGCGGAUGGAACCUCUGCAGUGGCCGGAACUGGAGAACUCGCCGGGCUUCCAGAUGGAGAUGAUGCAGGCGGUGACACUGCCGGAGCAUUUACCGGGGAUUCGGCCGACGGAGAAAGAGAUGGGACCGGUGCAGACGCACUGGACGACGGAGUGGGCGCUGGAGAAAGUGGAGCGCUCGCUGCCGGAGACUGUACCGGAGAAGCAGACGGGCUGGCUCUGGGAGAAGCUGCCGGAGACUGUACCGGGGAAGCAGACGGGCUGGUUUUGGGAGAAGCCGCAGGGAUUGUCGGAGGAAUCUUCGGAGAUGGAGAAGGAACCGGGGAUGCAUGA
Coffea arabica (coffee) is the source of this 486-nucleotide messenger RNA. The record is from RefSeq and is a predicted model, not a curated record. NCBI's taxonomy places the organism in Eukaryota, Viridiplantae, Streptophyta, Magnoliopsida, Gentianales, Rubiaceae.